AUGCAUAUGGAGAAGCCCGAAUGUCAGCCAACUAUGGCAAUUUCACCUUCACCUUCACGGCAGGUAUUGGGGUGGAAGACCACGAACGCGUCCAUUAAACAGGGAGUUUUGGAGGUAAACAACAAACACAUUACGGUUACAAAAGCCUCGAUUUUCGAGCAAGUAUCGAAGGAUCGUGUCAAUCUUCCCCGAGCAGGAAGUCCCAGGAUCGGACAGAAGAGAUCGAUUGCGCAGGUUGACGGAACGGAACAGUAUGACAGACCGCCAUUGCAGCAACGGGGAUCACCAUUACUUCCAACGACUGAAGAUAAGCAAGAAAAUGCAGUAAUGGUAGAAGAUGACGAUGAGACGAAGAAUGAGGGUCAAAACGUUGGGGCAGUGAAAAAGGGAGAGGAAGAUGAUAAUGAGCCAUCGACAGCAGAGUCGAAGACAACAACUACUUCUUUGACUUCGUUUCAUGCAUCGCAGGAAGGACCUGUGCCCUUGGAGGAGCAGUUUAUUAUUCAAGAAGAAACAAGCCAAAACACGUUGGAGAAUCUGAACGUGACACCACUUCCUCAAAAUACAUCCCAUCCCCAGCUGCAUUCUAAUCCCACUCCGCCGACGGACGGAUCUCAAGACAGCAUGAGAAUGUCAAGCUUUGUCGACUUCGAGGCCGCAGGUGCCGAAGAUGAGGAUCUAAAGAUGAUAUUGCCGAAGCGGACCUCGUCGCCAACCUGCCCCGAUAGGAAAACAAUGAUUGCCGAGAAAGUAGAGAUAUUGCGAACUCGACUCCAGCUUGCUGCCUACAAGGUCAAAACCAACCAGACCAAAACACCCUUUUUCUGGUUGCAUGGCCCUCAGUCUUCACCAGAACGCCUGAGAAUGCCCUUGAUCAAGAGGGAGGAGGGUGUGAUUUCAGCUGCAAGAAGGCAAGCAACAGGUCAAUCGAAGUCAGCUGUUCGACAUCUCAACUCUUUGCCGAUGCCCACUAUCGUUCCCACGGCUUACUCUGCCCGAUAUAUGGUUCCGGCCAGGGAGGGUAUCCCAUCAUCACCACCUACCUCCACUAGCAGCGAAGAUUUGGGCAUAUCCAGCGCGAAUACUCUAACACCAACAGAUUGCCCACGAGCCCGCAGGAGCCCAAUACAAUUGAGCAGCCCAACUCCAAGUCAGGCAGAUAGCGCAGCCUUACAGAGGAUGAGUUCGAGCGGCGACGUGACGAGUGGCGUGGUGAAGACUGAGGCUGCAAAUGGCCUGCUGGACCUCAUUCGGGCAGCGGCUGUAUCAUGA
Endocarpon pusillum Z07020 is the source of this 1272-nucleotide messenger RNA. RefSeq lists its product as uncharacterized. The transcript has 3 exons. NCBI's taxonomy places the organism in Eukaryota, Fungi, Ascomycota, Eurotiomycetes, Verrucariales, Verrucariaceae. The coding region runs from base 1 to 1272 and encodes 423 amino acids. The record is from RefSeq and is a predicted model, not a curated record.